Messenger RNA from Neoarius graeffei (lesser salmon catfish), 3001 nucleotides. It is a transcript of the gene cenpp, whose product is annotated as centromere protein P. Gene Ontology annotation, biological process: CENP-A containing chromatin assembly. The record is from RefSeq and is a predicted model, not a curated record. Bases 81 to 929 code for a protein of 282 amino acids. Lineage: Eukaryota; Metazoa; Chordata; Actinopteri; Siluriformes; Ariidae. Gene Ontology annotation, cellular component: chromosome, centromeric region; nucleus. The transcript is spliced from 9 exons.
AUAACCACAGUCAAGGAGAAAUAAUUCAGCACGAAAAGGCGUUCAGUUAGUAAACUCGCUUGCAAAAAAUAAGGAAAAACAUGGAGCAAAAGUAUGAAGAAGAAAUAAAACUACUCCAACAAGAGAUAGAGACAUAUGAAGCCGAGCAGGAAGAGUGUUUACAGGCUAUUUCGAGACAACAUGGAGAAACCCUGCAAAAUAUCCUAAGGGUCUCUAUCCAAAAGGACAGAGAAGAUGGAGUGAUCAAUAAAGAUGUUUCAAAGCUCAUGACUGAAAUCAGUGAUCUGGAAAAGGACCACAGAAGACAGACAGACAUCAGUGGACUUUCUCUGUCUGAGUGCUGGGUCAAGACACUGGAAAAAAGCAAUACAAAAACCGUACAGCAGUACAGACUUGCUGGUCACUGUUGGCUUCUUUCAUUCCAAGUUGAGUUUGCAGUGACUGAGAUUCAGGACGGUGAAACCAUCCUGACAAAAGUGACUGACCUCAACAUUAUAUCGGAUGGAGCAGAGUUUAAAGACUUGUGUGGCUUUCUGUCAAGUGUAGAGGAGUCAAAGAGCGUUUUCCUGUUCUUCAGAACCCUGAGGUCAUUUUCAGAGGGAUGCAAGCAAAGAACUUGCACGUUCCAGCACUUUAAGGAGAAAUACCCAGAUGUGGUUCAGCUUCCUGAAGGCUGCAGGUCUGAGAUCAUGGUGAUCCAGAGUCCACAACUUCCUGGGUGUACUAUGAGCAUUAUCUGGAACAUUACUGUCAGUAAAGAUGGAACAGUCAAGCCGAAGAUUGAUCUACUGACGAAAAUGCCUGAGCAAGCUCAAAAACUGGAUACAAAAAACGUGGUGGAGUCAGCGCCGGAAUGCGUUCGGAGUCUCCUGAGGGUGUUUGGAGUAGAAGCGACGAUCGAGAGUUUAAUCCAAUCUGUAUGUUUUUGAACAAUUAAGCAACACAACAACCUUGAGACACAUGUAUACUUUAAUCAUUUUAUUCAGUAUAAACACCACUAUCAAUCACCCAUUAAGAAAUGUAUUAAUGCCAUCUGUACACAUUGUCACCACAUGUACAUGUGUGCACACAGCAUAUGUAAAUAUACAUCAUUAGACAAUAGCUAGAAAAAUAAAUAAUUUAAAUAGAAAAAUGACAGCAAAAUCCACUCUUUUGAAAUGGUGAAUAGUUUAGUCCUUAUGUCAUCUGUAUCACAGUGAUUGUGAUUUUUUUUUUGAGAGGAUUAAUAACAACCUGGGUUUCAGUUUAGCAAGUACACAUCUUUUAGUUCCUUGUAGUGAGUCAGUAAACAUUUUGCUCCCUGCACAUUAACCACCUUGGAUAGCCUUAGGCAAACUCAUACACUGCCAAUCAAAAGUUUAUCUUAAUAUCAAGCUGUCAAUUUUUACAGUAUUUAAAAGUUUAAUUAAGGAAUGCAGGUGAAUUAAAUUGGAAAAGGAUAAGCUCUUGCUCACUUCAUAGAAUAGAGCAUAGGAUAAUUGUCUUUAUAACUGAUAGUUUUUCUAGAUCUAUAGACAUUCACUGGCCACUUUAUUAGGAACACCAUACACCUGUUUUAUGCAGUUCUCAUCAGCCAAUCCCUUGACAGCAGCACUAUAUAUUAUACAUAAAUAAAAAUCCAUCUAUCUGUAGCCGCUUCUCCUGUUCUAUAGGGUCACAGGCAAGCUGGAGCCUAUCCCAGCUGACUAUGGGCGAAAGGCGGGGUACACCCUGGACAAGUCGCCAGGUCAUCACAGGGCUGACAUACUUUAUAUAUAAAACACACAGAAAUCAAGAGCUUCAGUUAAUGUUCACUUCCAACAUCAGAAUGGUGUGAUCUGUGACUUUCACUGUGGCAUAGGGGUUGGUGCCAGAUGGACUGGUUUAAGUAUCUCAAAUUGCUCAGCUCCUGGGGUUUCUCUCUCUCUCUCUCUCUCUCUCUCACACACACACACACCUCUAGAGUUUACACAGAAUGGUACAAAAAAAAAAACCCAUCAACAGUUUGGUAAGUGGAAACGCCUUGUUGGGAGGCCAGAGGAAAAUGGCCAGAUUGGUUUGUCAGGGAGGCUACAGCAACUCUUUACAACUGUAGUGAGCAGAAAAGCAGCUCAACAUGCAACAGCAGAAGACCACAUUGGGUUCCACUCCUGUCGGCCAAGAACAAGUUCCUAUUAAAAAGUGGCUGGUGAGUGUAAACUUUGAUUCCUGUUCCAAGUGCUCCUAUAUUUAUUAAAAGAGACACUGAAGAUUUGGGUCAUGAGAGCAGCAUUUGUUUAAUUUUCCUUAACCUACUUUUCCUCUGGGUAAGUAGUGUUUAUAAUAAAACAAACUCCACGUGUCCAAACUUUUGACUGGCAGCGUAGUCGAAAUAUUUUCUUUGUAACAAUUCUUCAGCCUUGUCUACUUUCAACUGCAAAAACUUUCCAUUUUUACUCCUUCACAUAAUGACUACUGAACUAAAAAUCUUCAGCACAAACAUGUACAGAGGUACAUUAGGAGGAACAGUAGAGAGUUUGGCUGAUAUUAAAGGCUGUCCAUGUUUAAAUCCAUUCAAAUCCUCUGAACUGUUGAUUAAGGCCUCGAGAACAGACAUGCACAAAAUGUAAAGAGUCAAAUCAAGUCACGGACUUGUUCAGCUAAAGAGAAACUGAACUUUAGUGGUUUAAAUUAGACAUAGCAAUUACUAAACAUGAGCUGGAAGGUUAUUUUUAAAAAAAAAACCUGUCCAAAGCAAUGAUGCACUGAUGGUGUGGCUGAACAGACAUGUAUUUAUAAGCUGAUCUGACCCUUGAAGAUGAGCACAGGCAUACAGUCUUUGUAAGUAAUGUAUAGUGUCGAGUUAAAAGUGGUCUACAUAAGUGAUAUUUGGGAAAGUUUACGUGUCUUUAUAAAACAUUUGGCUAUAGUAAAACGCUGUGCUUUCUGCUGUAAGUAAAUGGGCCAGACAUAUGUACUGAGCCACAGGCAACUUGUUAAACUACUUUAUUAUAAAGAACAAGCCAUUAAAAAAUGUAAUUAA